Messenger RNA from Porites evermanni, 1744 nucleotides. Lineage: Eukaryota; Metazoa; Cnidaria; Anthozoa; Scleractinia; Poritidae. The record is from the annotation of a GenBank genome assembly.
AUGGCAGGUGAAACAUCUACCGCUAGUCUGGAUAGCCAUGAUCAUGGUGUAGAACAAUUAAUCCAGAACCUGCAAGAAGAGAGAACUGGUCUUGAUUAUAACCUCAGUAUAGCACAGGCCACCCUGGAGUCGCUGAAAGUCGCCCCAAGGGAAAGAGGUCUUGCAGGGAAACACACUAAUUUUACCUGCAGCAGUUGCCAUUACAAAGGACACCGUGUUAAUAACUGCAUGUUGCAUCCCUGUCGUGGGUACUAUGAAUGUGGCCAGCUCUCAUUACACCGGGAAGACAGAGAUCACUUAAAACAGGUUAGUUGAUAGACUAAAUUUUUAAGCAACAGAAAGUGUUUUCCGUGUUUGCACGGCCUAAUUUAAGCACGAGAGGAGUAGGGAAUUCUCGACAGUUUGCAUCGUCUCGGGUUUGCAUAACUUUCUUGAAUUCUCCCAACCCCAAUCCCUCUGGUGCUUAUAGCAGGCUAUGCAAAUACAGGAAAAAAGUUUUCUAUUGCUCAUAUAAAUUGACUUUCCCAAGAAAAAAUGCAAAACUAUUUGUUAUGGCAUAUAUAUUAGCAAAAGAUUUUAACAUAUCAAAUUAGGAAAGGUAUCAUUGUUUAUUUCAAAACAAUGGGGCGCAUUGAAUAUUCAAAAUAACCGAUGGCAUAGCCUUCACAACCUUGAAGGGAUGUCCCGUGAGUAGCCUCCACCCCCACCCUGUAUCCUUGAAAGAUGCACUCUUCUGAGGUGUGGUUAUUGGUGCCAUAAAGUGAUCUUUAAAAUGUCUACACUGCACAUGAUUAUGGUUUCUGUGCAUUUACUGGUGACACUUAUUAUUGUUUAAUCCAGGCUGAAGCUGAAGUGAAAGAAAUCCAAAAACAGCUGAAGAGAAAUAUGGAUGAAAUGGAAAACUACAAAUUGCUCAAGUAUGUCAUCAUUAUUCAAUAUUGCACAAAAGAGUGUGUGUGUGUGUGUUUUUUUGGAGCAUCCAAUGUUUUAUGUUUGGAAAUUGUUAUAUAAUGUAAGGUUAUCAAAAGGUGACUGAAAAGGCUGAACUUGUACAGAGACACUAACACACUAGAAACAUUGUUGGUUGAAAAUUGUAAUUUGGAGAGAGGACAGGAAAACUACACCAGUAAUUUUAGUAUUGCAUCGUUCGGCUUUUAAUACUUUUUGUCCACACUAACCUGACUCAAUGAAAACUUAUCGAUCACAGAAAAACAGGUAAGAGGUGUGGCUGUAAGGGGAGGUUUUCCAUUUUGUUCAGGGAAAUUUCACAUUUGUCAGGGAAAAGACAAAAGUUUGAAAUUUAAUGUUUGUUGUGACCAUGUAUAAUAUAUAUGUAUGUAAAUUAUUGUUGUCUUUCCAUCAUAAAUUCAGAUUCUUGUCCUUUUUUUUUGCUAGGGAAAGGACAAGAACCAACUUUUUUGCAAACACUAGGAAAAAGCUGCAGUGUCACAAUCCCAUCAAGUAUUCCAACAGAACAACACUAGACAAUGAUCUAAGAAUUUUAGCUACUGCGUGUAAUCAUAGGGUUCCAUCAGCCACUGCAGAUUUAGAGCAGAUAAUUGAGAAUUAUAGAAAUAAGGCAAGUAGGGUGAAGUCUGUGCAGAAUCAUGUUUCACAUGAUUAUAAUCGCACUGUGUACCAGAAACAGAAUUUGAACCAAUGUAAAUCGCCAAUAACAAUCAACAACCAAUGGGCACCAUUUAGCAUGCCUCAUUCACCACCAUACUGUGAAACUCAAAGUCCA